UUCCUCCUCCUCCUCCUCUUCCUCCACCUCCUCCUCCUCCUCCUCCUUCCGUUUCUCUGAGGUCCUCGCGGUCUACGCUCUUUCUUAAUUCAGUCCAAUGAGAACUGUUCUUCGAUUCGUCACACCCGCCGACAAAUCUCUUUCUAUUAUCUGUUUUCCUCUCUCCUUCUCUGUCGCACCGUUUCGUUUCGCGAAAGAUCGCCGCCAAAUUUUGAAAAAGCGACGACGAAACGGGUACUCUCCACCGCUCUCCUCCGACGCCGAUCCCCGAUCGAGCGAGCGAGCGAUCGCGAUUGCGAUCGCGAUUGCGAUUCGCACGACGCAAGUACAUCGCGAUGCGUCGCAACGCGGUAACGUCGUAAAACCGCGACGGGUGCAUCCUUCGCGCUGGAUGGGACACGCCGUACACGCCGUACGCGCCGCCGUCGAGCAGGAAAAGGAUCCUCGCGGAAGACGGACGCCCGUCACUCCGCGAGUUUGUUUUGACGACGGUUCACCGUGUACGGUGCUUACGUGCUGCACGUUACGCGAGAGGCGCGAGCGCGCUGCGUCGUAAACACGCUGUGAUCUAAGUGCGCGAUUCCCACGAGAGGGAACUACGUUUAUUAACGUUGAGGAACGUUGGCGAACGCGUGGAGCGAUUUAUUUUACGAAUAUUCACCAAGAACGCCAAGAUCGUCCAAGAGACCUACAUCUCAUCGUCGUCUUUUGCGUGUUACAUAUACAGCGUCUUACAGCGUCUUACAGCAUCUUACAGCAUUCUGUGCCUCAACGAUCUCUUCGACGUAUCCUCGCGGACACGAAGCCAGCAGCCGGAUUCUCGUGCGUCGCGGGCGAUUGGACGAUCCGCUGAAACCGUGAGAGAAAACGCUCCUUCCUAGAGGAUGCGAGGAAGGAUUUCUCCUCUUACCGAGGAAACAUGUCUCGCAGCGGUCGUCGCAACGCGCGAACCGGUUGCGCGCUCUUAAAAUAGUUUCUCACGCGCGUAGGUAACUGGCGCGCACCGUUGUCCCGCCGCUGGAACACGCCGCCGGAGUAGUGCCAGGAUGACGAGUUGGAGUGCAUUGUUUGUCGCGGCCGCCGUCGGGAUUCUGUUGUUGACGACCGCGACGAAACGCUCGGAAGCGUGCAACGAAGCGAUCUGCGCCAGUGUCGUGAGCAAGUGCAUGUUGACGCAAAGCUGCAAGUGUGACCUGGUCACCUGCACUUGUUGCAAAGACUGUUUCUCGUGCUUGAGCUAUCUGUACGACGAGUGCUGCUCGUGCGUAGAUUUAUGCCCGAAGCCGAAUAUCACCGACAAUCCGCUGAGCAGAAAAUCUCACGUGGAGGAAUUCAGUGAGCCAGUACCAGCGCUCUUCCAAGCACUCACGGCCGAAGCGGAUCCACACGAAAGAUGGCUCACCUUCACAUAUCCGGUAGACUUCGACAUGACGGUGUUCGCGCCGAAACACGAGAAUGAAAUGAAAUAUCAUAUACAGACCGCGAACGGAGAGGAGCUGCAUCCGUUGAAGCCGAACGUGAUGACGGUGAACUGCACGGUCGCGUUCAUGGCGCAAUGUAAUUCCUGGAACAAAUGUCGGGCAUCCUGCCAGAGCAUGGGCGCCACGAGCUACAGGUGGUUCCACGACGGCUGUUGCGAGUGUAUAGGCGAUACGUGCAUCAACUACGGAAUCAAUGAAUCGAGAUGCACGCUGUGCUCGCAGGGGGACAAGGAGGAGGAAGAUGACCUGAAGGACACGCAAACAGCGUAUGACGAUUAUGGUCAGGACGAAGACGAAGAUGUGCUGGGCGAAGACGUAGAAGAUUAGCCAUCGCAUUAGCAGUUCGUCUAUGAAGCUUUCCCUCGUCAUUCUUUCGUGUAAAAUAUACGAGUAUAACAAGGGGAAAAGUGUUUGUGUAAAAGACAUUCCGAUAAAAUUAUGCGAG
Molecule: messenger RNA, 1926 nt
Organism: Acromyrmex echinatior (Panamanian leafcutter ant)
Lineage: Eukaryota; Metazoa; Arthropoda; Insecta; Hymenoptera; Formicidae
Product: twisted gastrulation protein homolog 1-B
Biological process (GO): regulation of BMP signaling pathway
Source: RefSeq, a predicted model, not a curated record